ACCAAUGAUCUACUAACUGCUAAAAAUAGUGCCCAAUGGCCAUUGUGUCAGUGUACUCAUCCCAACCAAUGCUCCAUACUCCGUGUCACCCCAACCAAUGGAAUAGUAUACUCCGUACUCAUCCCAACCAAUGGCCACUACUGUACUCAUCCCAAAAUAGAAUGGCCACUACUCAGUGGAAGGAAUCAUGCCAAAAAAUGGCCACUAGUACCGUACUCAAGGGGGUGACAAUGGCCACUGGUACCAAAGUGUGCCAACCAAUGACCACUACUACUCCGUACUCUCAUCCCAACCAAUGGCCACUACUCCGUACUUUACCAAUCAAUGGCCACUAU
Molecule: messenger RNA, 335 nt
Organism: Staurois parvus
Lineage: Eukaryota; Metazoa; Chordata; Amphibia; Anura; Ranidae
Source: the annotation of a GenBank genome assembly